Messenger RNA from Suillus paluster, 1976 nucleotides. RefSeq lists its product as uncharacterized. The transcript has 3 exons. Lineage: Eukaryota; Fungi; Basidiomycota; Agaricomycetes; Boletales; Suillaceae. The record is from RefSeq and is a predicted model, not a curated record. The coding region runs from base 81 to 1889 and encodes 602 amino acids.
GAGUAUUACGGUAUAGUACGGUAUCGAAGUACAACCACUUCCUGCAACUCCCAAAGCACUUUGAAGACUGAAAUUGUGCCAUGCACCACGCUUUAUUUCUCCCUGAAAUUACACGCAAUAUUUUUGAAUUGCUGAAUCCUUUUAUCUCAGAACCCAAAUGCGCUCAUCGGCCCAAUCCGCUUCGUCUGGAGGAUCUCGUAGCAGUUGCGACAACGUGUCAUGCGUUGAGCGGUCCGGCGCUCGACGCGCUAUGGCAUACUCAAGUGUGCUUUGGACCAUUGCUGAUGUGUAUGCCGCCAUCGGUCGUCGAAGUUCAAGAUAGUGAUUAUGAACCAGACGAGGAUCGGAGUAUUCUAUCUUGUGAUGAACCGUACUUGCGUCGGAGCAUUCACCUGAUUCAAGACCCUUCGCCCUCGGAUUUGUUAUGGAUGCUUCCUUAUGCUCGACGGAUCAAGAACAUAGGUCCGCCUGUAGCCGAUUGUCAUUGGCCUCUUCCCGAACUUUUCUCGAUCCCCUCCCAUAUCAUCAAUUGGCUUUUUUCGGCCUACCCUAUGCAGAGGUUUCUACCCCGUCUCACUUACAUGUCGUGUCUCAAAUUUGCGCCCCUGAUGGGCAUGGGGGACAUUAUGGACGUCUCGUUCGCGCCAUUAUCCCGUAGUAACCUCAAGAGUUUCGACCUUUAUUCCGAAUUCGAUGAGGAAGUGGGAGACUGGCCAUUACUUUCGGCUCUGGUUAAUGAUCUCCCUCAGCUCAGGACGAUAAGAUUGGAAUUGAGCGUUUGGGAUCACAAUAUGCACAAGCUCUACUCUUCUCUGUGCUUGUUCCGCAACUUAGAACACCUGGAUCUUACAAUCAGCCGGCAGUUUUCCGAGGAUUAUGGCAUCGCUGACAUUCAAAUCAAGUUCCCUUGUUUACAGAAACUGAAAUUGUCAAGCCCUACCAAAUUUGCUGCUAGUUUUUUGACAGCACUACAGUCAACGGUGCUCCACACCCUUGACUUGAUGAUCAUGGAGCUCUACUCAUCAGCUGGCAGCCGGCAUGAGAACUUAGACCGCCAUCGAGUCUUUUCGUCCUUGCGGUGUCUAACGAUCUCAAGUGAUUUCUGUUUCAUGAUGUCACUCAUAGAAGCUGUUGACUCGAGUGCGCUGAAUAGCAUUUCCUUGUUCCUCCCCCCCACAUUUGAUGGCGAACAUAUUGCGCGCGCGUUUACUGCCUUGAUCAUGUCGAAGAGAGGAUGGGCAUCAUCCCUGAGGACCAUUACCCUGCACCAAAGAAAACUCUCCCUACCACUUAGCAUCGAUAACGACGUGUUCUGCGGUUCAAGUCACCCAUACUUCCUUGCCAUUGAAGACCUGCUCGUCUUCUCCCACUUGCAGCACGUUAUACUGGACGACCUCGUGAUAUCAUUAGACGCGUCGGUGUGCAAGAAGCUUGCCACCGGGUGGCCAGACCUGGUCGAAUUCGACUUCAAUCCUUCCUCCAUCAAGGAGCUUGCGACAGCUACUAUAAAUGUCGGCAGUCUGGCCACAUUCGCAAGGCAUUGUCCAAAUUUAUCGCGUCUUCAACUUGGUAUCCCGUUGGAUACAACAGAGUUGCCAGUACUCGAUGAUGAAACGCUUACCAUUUUGUCAUCGCGCCCCACGCGUUCUACGUGCAUGCUGAUAGCGGUGGACGCGGAUUCAUACCCGGCCAAUCCAAAAGCAGUGGCAAAAUUUCUCGCCACGGUGUUUCCUGGUAGAGAAAUCAAGAUCGUGAUUACUCCAUCAUACAAACCUUCAGAUGGGUGGAAUGAAGUUGUGGAAUGGCUCAGGAGGUCACAGCCGAGCAGCCUCGGAUUCGGCUCUCAUUAUUAUUCAAACCUGUGUAGUGUGUGUCGGUUUGGUCAGUAGCUGUACCUUCGUUAUAACGAGAAGUGGAGAACAUGAAACAAAAAUUGUGCCUAAAAAGGUAUUAAGACGGCUCGUUCCAUUGGCGAC